Molecule: messenger RNA, 222 nt
Organism: Ostreococcus tauri
Lineage: Eukaryota; Viridiplantae; Chlorophyta; Mamiellophyceae; Mamiellales; Bathycoccaceae
Product: DSS1/SEM1
Exons: 1
Coding region: 1-222 (73 amino acids)
Biological process (GO): mRNA export from nucleus; double-strand break repair via homologous recombination; proteasome assembly
Cellular component (GO): proteasome regulatory particle, lid subcomplex; proteasome complex
Source: RefSeq, a predicted model, not a curated record
AUGGCGUCGACCGAGGCCGCGGCGCGCGCGCCCGCGCGAGACGCGUCGGUGGAUCUGGAGUGUGACGAUGAGUUCGAGGAGUUCGAGGCGCGCGAGUGGGAGGACCGCGCGGGGGCGGGACGAGGGGAAGGGAACGGGCGGCAGUGGGAGGAGGAUUGGGACGACGCGGACGCGAAGGAUGAUUUCAGCGCGCAGUUGCGCGCGGAGCUCGAGCGGAAGUGA